AUGUAUUUCUGUCGGAUCUAUCUAUCUAUCUAUCUAUCUAUCUAUCUAUCUAUCUAUGCACACGCGCGCGCUCGCGCGCAUCUUUACACAUUAUUUCUUGUAUACGUGCGCCGGUGUCAAGCGAAAACUUCAACAGCUUCCAGUGAAAUUGUUGUAGCCAUGGCGUCUUGUGGCUUGCUUGCGAAAACUGACUUUCCUCUUUAUACUGUCCGGGCUUUGGACGAGAAACAUUUUUUAGUGGCUGGUGGAGGAGGACCUGUAAAAACCGGAGUAGCUAAUGCUUUGGAAAUCUUUGAUGUCUCUUUUGCAGAUGAACGUAUCAAAGCUACUAGUGUUACACAUCUGGAUACAGGUUCACAGGCUGUGAUGAACAGUGCUACAUAUUCAGAUGGUCGGCACCAUCUGUUGGCCAUAGGAAUGGACAAUGAAUGUCACUUGUACUCUCUCAAGUAUAAAGUUGUACAAACAGAGGACAAAAAAUCAGAAGGUGAAGCGAGACAUCGCAAAACAAAAAAGUCUGAUGAGAAAGAAAACAGCAAGAAUGGACCUGCAAAAAUUGUGACGUUUGAUGUGGAAUCCUUAGGAUUGGUCUGCAAUGAAAGUGAGACCGAGUUCCAGAAAGUUGUACAGUUUAGUCCUGAUGGUAGUUUGUUAUUCACUGGUAGCACAGAAGGAAUCUUACGUGCAUGGGAGCAUUCAAAAUUGAAGAUAGCUUACCAGUUUAAGGCCCAUUCUUCAGAUAUUGAUGAUCUUGCAGUAUGUCCAAAUGGAAAAUGGUUGGUUACAAUUUCCAAAGACAAUUCUGGCAUUGUUUGGAAUGCCAAGGAUGGUAAGAAACACACUGAUCUCAAAUGGGCAGCAAAAACAACAGAACAGUACCGAUUCCGUGGCUGUUGCUUUGGUUGUGUAGAAGGUGACAAGGAGAAAAUCAAUCUCUACACCAUAAACAUUCCAAGCCGUAGAGCUGUUAAACCUCUGCCCUGUUAUGUUACAAAAUGGGAUUGUACAAGUUUUAAAUCUUCCAAGAUUGAGAAAACUGGCACAGAAAUCUUAUCGGCUCUUUGUGUCAGUGCUGAUGGUGACUACUUGGGUCUUGGGACUAUAUCAGGCAGCGUCAGUGUCUACAUUUCUUUUAGUUUGCAGAAAUUAUACCAUGUCCCAGCAUCGCAUGGAAUAUUUGUAACAGGUGUAGAAUUUUUGCCAACAUCCUCUUCCACACGUGCUGUAACUGGAAAACAUGAUUUCAACCUCCUCAGCAUUUCUCCUGAUUAUAUGGUGCAGAUUCAUCAACCCAGUGAAGGAUGGUUCCUGCGAAUUGAAGUUGGUUUGUGGAUAAUAACUAUUGGGGCUUUGACAAUUCUUGCUCUCAUAAUUUGGCUACUUGGAAUAUUGGGUUACUGA
Molecule: messenger RNA, 1401 nt
Organism: Acanthosepion pharaonis
Lineage: Eukaryota; Metazoa; Mollusca; Cephalopoda; Sepiida; Sepiidae
Source: the annotation of a GenBank genome assembly